Molecule: messenger RNA, 1627 nt
Organism: Styela clava
Lineage: Eukaryota; Metazoa; Chordata; Ascidiacea; Stolidobranchia; Styelidae
Source: RefSeq, a predicted model, not a curated record
UAAUGAGCGUGCCAUUGCUGUACAGUUGUAUCAUUUCGUCAACGAACUUCUGAUAGAAUGAUGACUCCGAUUGCAAUUUUUUACAUUUUCGUGAUUGCGUGGAUUACCAGCGCCAGUACACUUCCAGUUCAAGGAGGGGACUGCAACGAUCAAAUAGGUCUUGCUGUAGAUUUGCGAACAAGUUUCAAAAACUGGUAUGAUGCAAAAGACGAGUGUGAAAAAAAUGGUACAAUACUCAUGCCGUUUCCAUUGAGCAAUGCUUGGAAUCAAAGUCACCUUAAUUCGGCGACCAUGCAGUGCAAGAACUUUACACUUUUUGUCGGAGAGAGAAACGGGUCGGAAUGCCUGACAAUACGGAGAGAUACAAGUGAUAAAUACAUUAAAGAAUGGGUCAGCUGUUACAAUGAAGAAUACUUUCUUUGCAUUGUGAACGAAGCAUCACCCAAUAUCACAGAUACAACAACUGAUUCAGCAGUUACGUCUACCACUACUGAAUCGACUACAUCGGCGACAAAGGGAUCUCAGUCGGGACUAGGGUUGUUAAUCCAACCAGCCUUACUUUACCUAUUGCUGAAAUUGUGAAGACGCGACUGAUGUAAAUGACAGUAAGGAGAAAAUCAAGCUGCUCACAAGCUCACAGAAGAACAAAGCGUGCAACUCACUGCAACCUCUUUUUGAAUUGCUAGUUUCAGAAUACGAUCACGUUCUAUUUCCCCAGUUAUCACAUAAGCGUAUUUGUGAUCGGUUAGGGCAGAGACAACUAAUUCUAAUAAUAAAGAAAACCUGUCAGAUGAAGCCGGGAUCACAAUUUUGGAAACAUAUACAUCACAUUCAGAUUAAUAGAAAUAUUUGAUGAUGAGACUUCGAAUGGCAGAUGGAAUUCAAAGUUGGAAAAGUUCGUGAAGUGGCGCAGACAAAAUAUGUCGUUUUCACUGAAAAAUACCAAGUGGGAGAAACUAAAAAUAAUAAAAUAACCCGGAUUAUAUCAGCACCUUAUUUCUUCUGAACUUUCUUGCCCUCGAUGUGACAUGAAAUUGAAAUAUUAUAUUCAACAAAAUAUGAUCAUCGAAUAACAGCUAGUGAUUGCCUAUAUAUAUUAAAAUGUAAUGCUAAAAUGCCAAGUAUUUAUUUCAGUGCUAUUUUGUAUUUUCACAUAUUGAGGGCGCAAUGACCUAGCUCUUCCAACAUUGUCGUAUAUUUUGUUACCGAAAGUGUUAAAACUCCAGGAUUGGGAACCUGGUAGGAUAGACCAUUAUUAACACAUGCCAGGACAGGCUAUGACGCACCAUACCGAUCCACGUUUUUCUUCCCUGUCUUGAGCAUGAAUCUUUAUGAGAUGUAUGAUUGUAAUCAUUUUUUAGAUAUUUACUGAAUAUCGAUUUCGAAGCCAAAGUUGUAUUUUAGCUUCGUGUAAAUCGUGCAAUAUUUCCGUGUUUCCCGUCAUUGCUACAUUUUAGCAAACGUUCUUAUGAUAAAAGUGAGUCAGCCAGGCUUUGCUCUUGAGGAAAGUAGACAUUUCUCCCAUGUUUAUAAUAAUGUCUGUGUAUGACAUACCUGGUACCCAUAUUCUAACGAAUCAAAAUUUUAUAUAUUAUUAUUUUUUGAGAUAUUGCACUUUUAUUUGCCU